AUGUCAGUUUCUACUGCGGAAAGCCACAUUGAAGCGAUCAAUAAUUUCUUCGAUGAUACGGAGAAACCGCCCGAAAUCCCACAACCAGAACCUCAAAAAUCAAAUUCUGAAUCCCCCGAAAAAGACAGCGAUCCAUCAUUCUUCGAAAUCUUGGAAUCCCAAAAACUGUCUCGCCGCGAAAACCCCUCAAAUUGGGUGAAAAUUCACGGAAUUUGGGUGGAAAAGUCGUAUUUGGAGGCGAAAAAUGAGCUGGAAUCGGUGGAAAGUAGUGCACCAAAAUCCAAAUACGACGAGGUGGAAUCACUAUUCGCCGCCAACAACCCGAAUAUUUACAAUUCUAUGGAAUUCGAGCACACAUACAAAUUCGACUGGGCGCUCUAUUCGCAAGACGCUUUUCAAUACGUGGUUUUCACAAAAAUCUGUCAAAAUCACUCGGAUGGAUUGUUUGUGGAAAUGAAGAAGGAGGAUAGGACAUGCACCAAUUGCGGCAGUUCCAAUCUCACCACCACCGCUCGUCUCACAAUUCCUCUCGAUUUGUCUGAAAUUCCGAUUCCAUCAUUCGAAAACACACAAAUCCACGUGUCAUUUCUCGCCGAGAAACUUCUCGAACAAUCCGGAUUGGAAUCGUUGGAACUUUUGGAGAAAUCGGUGGAUUUCUCCAAAACGAAAUGUCGAAAAAUGUUCGAUUUGUAUCGAAAAAUGAUGGCGGAGAGGCGGACGAUUGGGGAGUACAAAGAGUGGUUUGACAAGUGCAAGCAGUUUGUUAAGAACACUGUCCACUCGAAAUCGCUUCAUCUCCAUCACGGUCAUGUCGUUCGACGCAAAAUCGAGAAUUCUGGAGUGGAGUCGAAGAAGCGAUGCCUCAUUUUUGCACACAUUUUUGAUCUCAAGGAAUAG
Molecule: messenger RNA, 897 nt
Organism: Caenorhabditis remanei
Lineage: Eukaryota; Metazoa; Nematoda; Chromadorea; Rhabditida; Rhabditidae
Exons: 7
Coding region: 1-897 (298 amino acids)
Source: RefSeq, a predicted model, not a curated record